UGCGUGCAAGGAGCUCACUUGCAAGCACUCAGCACUUACAUCUAGCGCAUCAUUGAUCAUUUGUUCGACUACCAAAGUACUCUUAAGUAUUGAAAGUGAAAACUAUUGAGGUUACAGUACACUUGUGUCUUAAGGACGGCUAAAACUGGCCCGUGUUUAUGUGUCCUCGGAAGUGAAGUUUCCUGUCCAGUAGGACCUGUAGUCCUUAUCAGUCUGUCACAUUCUACGGGUUCCAAAGGAAAACAAACACCAGGAAACGCAGAGGUCAUCCUUCAGCUGCAUCCUUUGCCUACGACUGUUCGGGAGCCAUGGCACCUCUCUGGGUAUUAUGGGUAGCUACUGUUUUGACACCAAGUAGUACUCUAACUUCGGCAGCGCUGUUAUCAGAAGAGAAACAACCAGAGAAAUACGAAGGACCUCUUCUGUCGACUUUCAAGGGCGUUAACCGAGAGUUCAUUCAAAACACAGACGGAACAUAUCACUUCUCCUUCUCGCUCCCCCAGCAAGAUAGAUACGAAAAUCGUGAUGCGGAUGGAAAGGUCACUGGAUCCUUCUCUUUUGUGGACAACAGCGGUGAGGAGAUCUCCGUAAAAUACGAUGCCGAUGACAAAGGAUUCCGCCCGGAGAGCGAUGCCCUUCCCGAAAUUCCCGAAGAUACCGACGACGUGCAGAGCGCCCGCGAACAGUUCCUGAGGUACUACGAACAAACGAAAAAGUUCCUCGAGAAUUUGGGCUCUGACGAGGAUUCCGACGACUCUUCAUCAUCCGAAGAAUCCGAUGAAUACGACGACAAUGAUGAAGAAGACGAAAGUGACGAGGAGGAUGAUUCCGAUGAAGACUCUGAUGAGGAGGAUAGUGAAGAGGAAGAAGAAGAGGAUGAGGAUGAGGAGGAGGAGGAGGAGGGGGAAGAAGAAGAAAAGGAGAACGAGGAGGAAGAGGAGAAUGCUAACGUCCUCAGUUUCACCACACAGCGGAAGUCCAGCAGUGACUUCGGAAGACGCAUCAGGCAGCAGGACAUCUCCAGAGCUGCCGAAACUGUUAAGCAGAAACGACGUGCAAACAGCAGGGCAGUUUUUCUUCCUUUCCCCAUAGCGGACCCCAGGUCUGUUUUUGGUAGAAGGACCUCUUUUAUGAAACAUUAAAUUUGUAAGUUCUUGUCAUCCUUAAGACAUAGGAAGUAUAAAAACUUCCGUUACUCAUUUAUUGAAAAAUACAUCUAGUCCUAAUGUUUAAUCUGAUUAGUUGAGAUGAUAAAUAUUUAAUCUUGUAUUACUUAUUUUAAAACAAUUAAACAAAUGAUUCUUACAAAAUAUCAUGAGAUUUUAUUCUUAUCUCGUAUCUUUAAUUUUAUCUAAUCAGAUUAACAGUGAGAUGUUUAUUUUUUGAUAGUGCCAAUUAAUCUCAUUAUUAUAGUUCUCCAUUCAUCUAUAAGAAAUUAUAUUUUAAUCUUUUUCAUCACUAUCCUCUUCAUUAAUACAUAGAAAAAAUGCAUAAAAAAUAUAUAUUUUGUGAAUGUCUGUGUAUGAAUGUAACGAAAGAGUUGAUAUAUUUUUGCCUGUAUUAUUCAUUGCUUUCACCAUCACGCAUAGGUAACGAUGGCCAAUGCCAGUUAUAUUCACAUUUUUACCAUAUUUAAAGAUAUUUAUUUAUUACUCUAUGUUUUCAUGUACUGCAAGUGCUUUUCACGAUAUUUUUCAUGAAUGUUACCAAAUGUUUUUCACGAUUUACAGAAAAGUCUUCUCUCCUGUGUAUAACAGAUUUGUAAACAUAAUCCGAGAACAGCAGAUUUCACAAUAAUUAUAUCUUAGUAGCAUUGGACGUAAAUAAGCAGAUCUAUUUAAACUGUAAACAUUACAACUCAUCAUAACACCAGCGAAGUUCUUUGAAAGUUCUCAGCAUCCAAAAUUUUUAAACUUUUAGUCCUUGCACAAUGAUUAGUUCGAGUUAUUUCUAGCGAGAAUUAUUAUUUACUUAAACUAUAUCAAACAUUCAAAUACAUUAUCGCUUUACUAUUUUACUGUAUUGAAAUAAUUUUGAAAAGUCAUGUCAUUAUUGAAAUUCUAAUAUAUAAAAUCUGGUAACCACAUAAUUUUCAGUUACAGCUGUGAGAUUUUGCUAUGUGUGUAUUUGUGUCUGUCUGUAAGUUUUAGAUAGUAUAAUGUAUCCCAAAAUAUUUUUGCAAAUAAAGACGAGUAUGAU
Macrobrachium nipponense is the source of this 2199-nucleotide messenger RNA. Its product is annotated as YTH domain-containing protein 1-like. Gene Ontology annotation, molecular function: structural constituent of chitin-based larval cuticle. Lineage: Eukaryota; Metazoa; Arthropoda; Malacostraca; Decapoda; Palaemonidae. Gene Ontology annotation, cellular component: chitin-based extracellular matrix. The coding region runs from base 309 to 1142 and encodes 277 amino acids. The transcript has 5 exons. The record is from RefSeq and is a predicted model, not a curated record.